Messenger RNA from Drosophila elegans, 2892 nucleotides. Its product is annotated as delta-sarcoglycan. Gene Ontology annotation, cellular component: sarcoglycan complex; sarcolemma. Gene Ontology annotation, biological process: cardiac muscle tissue development; heart contraction. NCBI's taxonomy places the organism in Eukaryota, Metazoa, Arthropoda, Insecta, Diptera, Drosophilidae. The annotation marks the transcript as partial. The record is from RefSeq and is a predicted model, not a curated record. The transcript has 5 exons.
CUUCGGGCCACCUCGCGGCCACUGCAAGCCAGCUCCGCUGCGAACAGACACCGAUUAGCGGUUGGUAAUACGGCCAAGCGACCCCCUAAAACCAGCCACCGUUCUGGCCCAAUGACAGCCAGCAGCACCGGCGGAGCAAGCGGCAACGGAAACGGUAGCAGUGGCUCCGCAAGCGGCUGUGUAGCUCCAAACGCCCUAUCCACGGCUAAGGGAGGAGGUACCAUGACGACAGUGACAGCGACGACGGUCAAGGCAACGGUUAGCCACGGCCAAAGUCAUGGGCGAAACGACAGAGGGGGUCGCAGCGCCGCACCUGGGGGCUCCAACGUAGACGGAUUUGUCGGGGGGAUCGAGAUGUAUUUAGGCCUCAUUGGAUGGCGAAAAAAGUGCUUGUACACUCUGCUGUUGCUGCUAAUGCUGCUUAUUAUCACCAACCUCGUGCUUACCCUCUGGAUUCUCAAAGUGAUGGAGUUCUCAACGGAGGGCAUGGGUCAGCUUAAAAUCGUACCCGGUGGCAUACAGCUGUCGGGACAAGCAAUAAUUAUGGACAUGCUGCGCGCAUCGACAAUCCGUUCGCGUCACGGUCAACCCAUCUCAAUAGAAUCAUCACGUAAUUUUUCAAUCAAUACACGUGACCCGAAUGGUAUGAUUGAGAAUCAUUUAUUUCUGGGACACGAUAAGUUCGAGUGCCUGUCUGCGGGAUUUCGCAUAAACGACACCAACGGUCGCAGCCUUUUUUCCGUAAACCGAAAUGAAGUCACAAUCGGAGCGCACGCCCUGCGGAUCGACGGCGAAGGUGGUGCCGUAUUUCGGGAGUCUGUGCAGACGCCGCAUGUGCGCGCCGAGCCAGGUCGGGAGUUGAGACUCGAAUCUCCCACCCGCCAAUUGGAGAUGACGGCGGCCAAGGACAUCAACUUGCAAUCCCGGGCAGGAGGAAUAGAAGUUGUGGCCCUGGAAGACGUCAAGUUCCGAGCCCUCGAUGGGAGCCUGCGUUUGGAAUCCUCGAAGAUACUUAUGCCCAACCUGCGAACGGCCCAGCCUCCCAUCCUGGGUACCGCCCAGAGUCGAGACCAUAUGCACCGAGUCUUCCAACUCUGCGCGUGCUCGAACGGCAAGCUUUUUUUGGCAGCGUCGCAUUCGAUAUGUGCGGGCGAUGACUCUACCGUCUGCAGGUGAUUACAAGACAGCACGCGCUGGCAGUCCACGUCCACGUUCAAUAGCGAUGCCCGAAAUGAAGGCGGUUUGGAUACAGAGUAAGGAGCUAGGCUACCGGACAACCCAUUAUACGAGUAUGCGGUUCAAGGCAAUGAAAAGGACAGAUCGCUCACUGCUCAUUACCAUAACUUUAGCUGUAUGCACAGAAAUCAUCACAUUCAUGUUAAAUUAUUCAUAUGUAACUAUAACAUAGAGUGGUAUACCUAGUAGAAAAAACUUAAACAAAUAUGAUUAAUCAUGCAUACGCGUAUUAUCUGCAUCCAUAAUCGUUUAUACCGAAACUUAAAGAACAAAAUCAAGAGCUUCUUAGACAUUUGGAUGUUGUGUAUACUAGUACAGCUGGCAAUUCAGAGGCAUAGGCAUGUCCUAUAUAGAUACAUACUAUAUCAACAAAGUAAAUACUAACGAAGUACAGAAAAUAAUAAAUUUAUAAUCAAGCAUAGGAUACCACCAAAGUCCAGUCUCGUAAUAAAUAUAUCAACAUUGUCGUUAUUGCGACGUAAAGUCCUUUAAAAUAAAAUGGUAUAGACUCCCAGGUUAAAUGUAUUUUCCCCUGUGAAUGUGUGCCUACCCAAUUCGGAUCGGUUUUAAAGGAUCGGUUAUGAAUAAAAAUUGUUUUUCAUUUUAGAAAUCGCUAAAAAUUUUUGCCAAACACAAGUCGUCACAUAAAUCAGUUAAAAUAUUUCCGAUAUGUACAGUUGUAUACCCUUGCGGAGGUUAUUAUUAUUUUCGUCAAAAGUUUGCAGCGCAGUAGUCACUUUUCAUUUUCCAUAUUUUACUUUUUUCAUAAUUCAUAUUCUUAAUCAGACUAGGCUGACUUUCUGCUUUCAUACCUAUUGCUAGCUCUGCUUAAAAGCUAACGGCUUAAAACUUUUGCAAUUACAUUUUACGAAGAUCUAGUUUAAAAACUCAGCUUUUUGUCUAACGUUUUGUUUUUUAUUCCAUUUCCGGACCUAUACCUUUUGGACGAAAAUCGAAUGACUAAUUCUUAAAGCUGUCAUAUAUGUGUCAUACUGGCCGUAUGGUUCUAUGCAUUCGACUAGCGUAAUGUUAAAGGUUUUUAACACGAAAUAUAUCAAAUUGUUUUAUUAUGUCUACACCGAUUUUGUUAAAAAGCCUUUGUCAUCAGGCGAAUAUAUCCUAUAGAUGCAAGAGGAAACGAUCGUGUAAAAAUUUUAUUGAAAUAUGUUUUUUUAUGUAUUUUAUGAUGGUUGCACAUUAAUUCGAAUCCACCUCUUGAGUUGACUAUAUCAUAUAUCUGUGUUAUGUAUAUUCGCACAGUUAUUAUUUUUAAUAAUUCUCCUUUUUUAUCAAAUCAAAAACUUUAACCAUCGAGGAUUAUGAUUGAUUAACAAAAACGCAGAACCAUUUACACAAAAGCAGUCCUAAGAUAUUGUACAUAAGACUGUCUUCUUCGUAUAACUCUGUACUGCAUCAUACUGAAAUACAAAUUGAGUCGGCCGAAAACCUAACUGUAUUCAUGUAGAUAAUCUUGCAACGACUAUUAUUAUUUAUAAAAUGUUUGUAUGAUAAUUAUGAUCAGAUGCAUCAUGCUGGCAUUAGGCACAAUACGAAGACAAUGAAAUAUCAUCCAAUGAAUCACAAGAGCUAUUUAUACCUAAACGUAUACAUAUGUAAUAUUACAGGUACACAUAUGAAAACAAGUACCAAUACCAG